Zingiber officinale is the source of this 1081-nucleotide messenger RNA. RefSeq lists its product as uncharacterized. Gene Ontology annotation, biological process: chromosome segregation. The record is from RefSeq and is a predicted model, not a curated record. The transcript is spliced from 12 exons. The coding region runs from base 174 to 884 and encodes 236 amino acids. Gene Ontology annotation, cellular component: MIS12/MIND type complex. Lineage: Eukaryota; Viridiplantae; Streptophyta; Magnoliopsida; Zingiberales; Zingiberaceae.
UCUCGCUUGUGUCCCCCCCCCCCCCUUCCUCCGCUCUCCAGUCUCCAAUUAGGUUUCGUAAAACCUUCGCACUGUUCCAACGAUCCGUCCUGUGCUCUGCCUCCCUCCUCCGCAGGUCUCCGCCUUCGCGCUGUCUGCAGCCUUAGGGUUGAGAAGCGUUCCUUCUUGCUCAGAUGGGAGGUCGUGGCGAACUACCUGCAGGCUCGAGGCAGUCAAAUCUUAAGAUGGCCUUUCAGCUCGGCAUCCGUUCUGUUCUGACUACUUUCUCCAAAGAGGAUGUGUGGAAAGCAUUUCCUACUUGUACUGAUCCUGAGAGAGAAAGAUUAUAUGCCAUGUUUGUUCAGGUCAUCAAGACAUUGCAUGAGGAUUUAAAGGAGGAAUUCGAAUCUAUAUGUCAGGAGACAAGGGUUGGUAGGGCUCUUGAUAUGGUAGAACAACUCGUGGAAGAGCAUAAACUUGAGGAGGCAUUUGGUACAAGGGCAAACAUAGGCGAGAUCAAGGAGAAGGUAUUAAAAGUAAAAAAGGAUGAAAUCCAACAUUUGACAAACUUGUUGAAGAAGGUUGAAGAUCAAAACAACCUAAUGAAAGCACACAUCCAGUCACUUAAGAAUAGUCAGAAUUUCUUGGUUGGUGGGACUGUUGAUAUGACGGAUAAGCUUGUGGAAAAGCAUAAUCUUGAUAUUCUUGCUCCUGAUGAGACAAACAUUGGCUAUAUCAAGGACAAGUCUUGGACAGCAAAGAAAGAUGAAGCUCAAUGUUUGAAGAAUAUCUUGCAGAAGAUUGAAGAUCAAAACAGUAUAAUGAAGGCUAGCUUUAUAUCGAUUGCAAAUAGUGAGGACUUGAUGGUUAUUGCAGACACGCAAAACAUCAAGCCAAAUCAUUAGCUGAGAAUAGAGGCAAGAAAUGUUUAUUUUGGAGUUUGGGCAUGCCCUUUCACAACUGUUUAUUGUAUAUCCAUCUGACUAUUUGAUUUCUGGUGCAAUCUCGACCACCAUUUACUUCAACUAUUUGUAUCAAGUCUGCUACAAUUGAUUCCAUUUGAGAUUUCCCUAGAAUGAGAACUCUUAUAUAUUUUCCAUAA